AUGGCCGCUCCUCAGGAUACCCAGGGUACUCUCAAGAUUGAGAACACUGACAAGCGUGAUACCCUUAUUGCUAUCGAGAAGAAGUACCAGCAACAGUGGAAGCAAGACAAGAUCUUCGAACAAAACGCACCUUCGCUCCAGGAUGUUCCCUUCCACUCGAUCAGCCCCGCCGAGCUCCGCGAGCAACAACCCAAGUUCUUUGGAACUAUGGCAUAUCCUUACAUGAACGGAAUUCUUCACGCCGGUCACGCCUUUACUGCUUCCAAGGUCGAAUUCGCUACCGGUUGGGCCCGCAUGGAGGGCAAGAGAGCCCUCUUCCCCCAAGGAUACCACUGCACCGGUAUGCCCAUCAAGUCUUGCGCCGACAAGCUGGCUCGCGAGAUGGAGAUGUUUGGCAAGAACUUCGAGAACUACAAGGAGGAGGAUGCCGAGGAGGACGCUGUACCCGCACCCACCCAGGAGACCACCAAGACCGACGUCCUCAAGUUCGGAGCGAAGAAGAGCAAGGCCGCUGCCAAGAACGUCGCCAUGAAGUACCAGUUCCAAAUCAUGGGCGCUCUUGGCCUUGAGAAGGAGGAGAUCCACAAAUUCGCCGAUCCCAACCACUGGAUCGACCACUUCCCCCCGCUUUGCGAGCGCGACCUCACAAAUAUCGGUGCUAGAAUCGACUGGAGAAGAAGUUUCGUGACCACUGAUCGAAACCCGUACUAUGACAGCUUUGUACGAUGGCAAAUGAACCGCUUGAAGGAGUUGGGCAAGAUCAAGUUCGGCAAACGCUUUACCGUCUACUCUCCUAAGGAUGGUCAGGCCUGCAUGGAUCACGACAGAAGCAGUGGAGAAGGUGUCGGAGUUCAAGAAUACACUGCCAUGAAGCUCAAGGUUGAAGAAUGGGCUGAGCCCGCACAGAAGGCUCUCGCAGGGAAGCUUCCUGAGAACGCUAAGGUCUACUUCGUCCCUGCCACUCUCCGUCCCGAGACCAUGUACGGCCAGACUUCAUGCUUCGUGGGCCCCAAGAUCACAUACGGCGUGUGGAAGGUCUCUGACGACGAGUACUACUUCAUCUCGGAGAGAGCUGCUCGCAACAUGUCUUUCCAAGGCAUGUUCCCUAAAUGGGGCGAAUCCCCCAAGGUUGCUGACUUGCAGGGUUCCGAUGUUGUUGGAACUAUCGUGAAUGCUCCUCUUUCAGUCUACAAGAACAUUCGUAUUUUGCCCAUGGAGACCGUCAAGGCUUCAAAGGGUACUGGUGUUGUCAGUUGUGUACCUUCCGACUCACCUGACGAUUACAUCACCAUCCUCGACUUGGUCAAGAAGGCCGAUUACUACGGCAUCAAGAAGGAAUGGGCCGACCUUGAGAUUCUUCCCAUCAUCGAGACACCCACUUACGGAAAUUUGACUGCCAAGAAGCUAGUCGAGGACAUGAAGAUCGCCUCUCCCAAGGACACCAAGCCGCUUGCCGAGGCCAAGGAUCUUGCAUAUAAGGAGGGCUUCUACAAGGGUACCAUGUGCUACGGCGAGCACAAGGGCAAAUCUGUCGAGCAAGCCAAGCCUCUUGUUAGACAAGCUCUCAUCGACGCUGGCGACGCUUUCAACUACGCUGAACCCGAUGGAGAGGUCAUGUCUCGUUCGGGUGAUUCUUGUGUCGCCGCUCAUCUCGACCAGUGGUACCUUGCAUAUGGCAAGCAGGAAGAUCCCGAAUGGCAAGAGGAGGUUCUCCGCCACGUUAAUGGCGAACUCAACACUUUCUCGGGUGAGGCCAAGAAUGCCUUCGAGCAAAGUCUCGACUGGCUGGGUCAGUGGGCUUGCGCUCGUUCUUACGGUCUUGGUUCGAAGCUUCCAUGGGAUAAACAGUUCUUGGUCGAGUCUCUGAGUGACAGCACGGUGUACAUGAGUUUCUAUACUGUGUACAAUCUGCUCUCUUCAGACAAAUUUGGCGAUACUCAAGGUAGUGGCAAGAUCUCAGCUGACCAGAUGACCGAUGAGGUUUGGGACUACGUCUUCACUCGCCGCGAGGACGUUGAGAGUGACAUUCCCAAGGAAACCCUCCAGGCUAUGCGCAGAGAGUUUGAGUACUGGUACCCCCUGGAUAUUCGUGUUUCCGGCAAGGAUCUUAUCCAGAACCACUUGACCUUCUUCCUCUACAUUCACGUUGCUCUCUUCCCCAAGGAGUACUGGCCCCGCGGUAUCCGUGCCAACGGUCAUCUUCUCUUGAACGGUGAGAAGAUGAGCAAGAGUACCGGUAACUUCCUUACCCUGUACGAUUCUACCAAGAAGUUCGGUGCAGACGCCACCCGUGUAUCUCUUGCCGAUGCCGGAGAUUCGAUCGAAGACGCCAACUUUGAGGAGAGUGUCGCUAACGCUAUCAUUCUGAAGCUCUUCGAGUUGAAGAAGUGGUGUGAGGAGACUGUCAGGGAUGCCCGCGUACUCAAGGAUGGCGAGAACUAUGUCGAGGUCAACAAGAAUGAACGCCUGAAGAACAACGACUCUGUUCAGCGUACUGGCGAGAGAUCCUUCUGGGACGACGUCUUUGAGAACGAGCUCAAUGGCCUGGUCCGUGAGACAAGAGAGCACUACACUGCCACAAACUACAAGUCCGCCCUCAAGUCUGGAUUCUACGACUUCACUAGCGCCCGUGACUUCUACCGUGAGAUCACCAAGUCUUCCGGUAUCGGCAUGCACCAGGAUCUUGUCCGCAAGUACGUUGAGCUCCAGGCUUUGAUGAUCACUGUCACUGCUCCUCAUUGGGCAGAGUACGUCUGGCUCGAGGUUCUUGGAAAGCCCACCACUGUCCAGAACGAGCUCUUCCCUCAAGUACCCGAGACCAAGCCCGAGCUGACCGCCGCCCGCGAGUAUGUCCGUCAAACUAGUGGUAACAUCACAUCCGCCGAGGGUGCUCAGAUGAAGCGAAUGGCCAAGGGUAAAGCCACCAACUACGAUCCCAAGCAGCCCAAGAAGCUCACCAUCUUCAUGGCUUCCGAAUACCCUUCAUGGCAAGCCAACGUUAUCGAUCUCGUCCGCGAGGCUUUCGACGGCAUGACCAUUGACAUGAAGUCAAUCAGCAAGAAGGUCAACAAGGCCGACAGCAAGAAGGCCAUGCCCUUCAUCCAAGCCCUCAAGAAGAGCCUCGAGGGCGGCAUCGACGCAAACACCGUGUUCGAGCGUAAGCUCGCUUACAACGAGGUUGAUGUUCUCACUCAAAUGGUUCCUGGCUUGAUGAGCACUGUCCAAAGAUGUGUAUGCAUUGAGGUCAUUUCUGUCGAGCAAGGUGGCAAGAGCGGAAAGGUUGUUGCUAGCAUCGGUGAUGCUGCUGCUGCCAAGGGUGAGGAGAAGUCUGACCUCGCCCCUCAGGCUGAGAACGCUGUUCCUGCUAACCCUACUUUCUUCUUCUCGAACAUCUAG
Messenger RNA from Aureobasidium pullulans EXF-150, 3396 nucleotides. Its product is annotated as leucyl-tRNA synthetase. Gene Ontology annotation, molecular function: ATP binding; leucine-tRNA ligase activity; aminoacyl-tRNA deacylase activity. NCBI's taxonomy places the organism in Eukaryota, Fungi, Ascomycota, Dothideomycetes, Dothideales, Saccotheciaceae. The record is from RefSeq and is a predicted model, not a curated record. The transcript is spliced from 6 exons. Gene Ontology annotation, biological process: leucyl-tRNA aminoacylation. The coding region runs from base 1 to 3396 and encodes 1131 amino acids.